AAGUUUAUUCAAACAAAUAUGGCGGCGCCUAUGGUGAAGUCGUGAUUAAGGGAACAGGUCAUUUACAGCGUGUUUAAAAACUGGACAUGACUUUUAAAACAUGGAUUAUUGUUUUUAUGUCAAUACGAUCGUAGCGCGCAAUUAAAUUACGUGGAAAUAAAACAGCAGGCUUUUAUGUUCACCAGAUCAUGCUGUUGUGUGAGUGACGUGGUGCAAAGAACACAGACUGUGAAACAGCAGUGGUGUAAAAAGAAGUUGCGAUGAGAGCUGCAAAGUGGAGCCGCCAGCCGCACUGUUCUCAACAAGUGACUGAACCAUGCAGGUGUCAGUAAGAUGGCUGGCUCUGUAUCCCCUGGGUGCAGCCCGGUCUGGACGAAUCAGGGCUCCUCUCCUGAGUCAAGUACCCCGCCUCUUGACCCCUAGUGCUCGCACCCUGUUCAGUGAGACAGGAGUGUGGGAGAAGAACUAUCGAAAAGAGACCCGACGCAGACUGGAAGAAUGGUGGCACCCGCGAAUUAUGGCACAGUGGAGGAAGGACACACUGGAGGAAGGUUCCAAGAGGAAGAAGUUUUAUGUUCUCUCAAUGUUUCCAUACCCAUCGGGGCGAUUGCACAUGGGCCAUGUGCGAGUGUACACCAUCAGUGACACCAUCAGCCACUUCCAGAGGAUGAGAGGACAUCAGGUGAUGAAUCCAAUGGGUUGGGAUGCUUUCGGACUUCCAGCUGAGAACGCAGCCAUUGAGAGAGGUCUUGACCCAGAGGAGUGGACUAAAAGUAAUAUAGAGUCCAUGCGGGAGCAGCUGAACAACCUCGGUCUUUGCUUCAACUGGGAACGGGAAGUGACCACCUGCCUUCCAGAUUACUACAAGUGGACCCAGUAUCUGUUCAUCAAGCUCUUUGAAGCAGGGCUGGCUUAUCAGAAAGAGGCUGUGGUGAACUGGGACCCUGUUGAUCAGACAGUGCUGGCUGAUGAGCAGGUGGAUGAAAACGGUCGUUCCUGGAGGUCUGGUGCUCUGGUGGAGCAGAAGCUGCUCACACAGUGGUUCAUCAAGACAACUAAUUAUGCCAAGCCUCUCCUGGAUUCCCUAGCAGACCUUCCAGAGUGGUAUGGGGUGGAAGCCAUGCAGGCGAACUGGAUUGGCGAGUGCACCGGCUGCUACUUUGACUUCAAACUCAAGAUGAACGGGGAGGAGACAGGGGAGACUCUGUCAGCCUACAGCUGCCACCCAGAGACGGUGUUUGGGGCAGCUUUCCUGGCCAUCCUGCCCUCUCACAGACUGCUACACGGUAGCAGCUGUGUCCGCUCUGCCCUGGAGAAAGCCUUUCAGCCAGGCACAGACUCCCUGACAGGGGUUCGUGCUUGCAACCUGUUCACUGGCCACGAGGUUCCCCUGGUCAUCUCACGCAAAGCAGCUUUUGAUGGUUAUCUGGACACUGUAAUUGGUAUCCCAGACUCUAGUGAGGAGGACCUGUCUGUGGCCAGAGCUCUAAAUCUGAGUUGGACCAUGGUGCUACACACCCAUGAAGAUGGCACACAAACUCUGAUCAACUCUGAGGGGUUCUCAGGCCUCACCAGAGAGCUGGCAUUUGACUCCAUUACCCAGAAGGCCAGAGAGAAGAGGGUCGGUGGCCACCUUACCAGCUCCAGACUCAGGGACUGGUUAAUAUCGAGACAGCGUUACUGGGGCACACCCAUCCCUGUGGUGCACUGUGGGUCUUGUGGUCCAGUUGCAGUUCCUGAGGAAGAGUUGCCAGUUACUCUGCCAAAGCUGCCAUCUCUCACAGGAAAGGGGGCGUCGCCUCUGGAGGCUGCUCAGGACUGGGUGAACUGCAGAUGUCCCAGAUGUAAGGGUCCAGCGAGGAGGGAGACUGACACCAUGGACACAUUUGUGGAUUCAGCCUGGUAUUACUUUAGAUUCACAGAUCCUCAUAACACAGACAGGCCUUUUGAGCGCCACCUAGCAGAUCACUGGCUGCCAGUGGACGUGUACAUCGGAGGGAAGGAGCAUGCUGUCAUGCACUUGUACUAUGCUCGCUUCCUCUGCCACUUUUGCAAAGACCAGGGUCUUGUGGCUCACAGGGAGCCUUUUUUUAAGAUACUGGUCCAAGGUCUGAUCAAGGCCCAGACUUACAAACUGGCAGACAGCGGGCAGUAUCUAAAGAGAGAAGAAAUAGACUUCACAGAUGAGGAGCCAGUGGCGUUGGGCGGUGGUCGUAUUGAGGUGACGUGGGAAAAGAUGAGCAAGUCUAAACACAAUGGCCUGGACCCCCAAGAGGUGGUGCAGGAGUAUGGCGUGGACACAGUUCGAUUGUACGUCCUUUACGCUGCACCACCUGAACAGGACAUCCUCUGGGAUAUGAAGACGGAUGCACUCCUAGGGGUUCUGCGAUGGCAGUGUCGCCUGUGGCAGCUGGUGACAAAGAUGAGGGGGGCGCGGCAACUCGGAGACUUCCCCAACCCUUCUCUGCUGAAGAAGAAGGAACUGGCAGAGGCCAGAAAGAUCUGGGAGAACAAGAACUAUGCUGUUCAAGAGGUGACUUCUUCCUUUACAGAGGACUUCCUUUUCAACGCAGCCAUUUCUCGCCUGAUGGGACUUACCAAUACACUGAGUAAUGCAACAGUCAGAGUGAUGCAGCACAGUCUGGAGUUUGAGGAGGCCCUGGCUGUGCUGGUUAUGAUGACAGCACCCAUGGCUCCUCAUCUUGCUUCUGAACUAUGGGCAGGUCUUUGCCAGGUGAAAAACCCCCUUAGCCACCUCCUCCUGCGGGGAGGAGAUGUCAUGCAGCAGCCCUGGCCGACUGUGGACCCCAAGUACCUGGAGCUCCCUGACUUUGUGGAGCUGUCUGUAUUGAUCAACAACGAGGCCUGUGGGACAGUGACGGUGCCGCUGCAUGUGUCCAAAGACACAGAGAAGGUGCAGCAGCUGAUCCUGGAGAGCCCGCUCGGACAGGAGCGUCUCAGCCAGCGCAGCAUCAAGCGAGUCAUCGUCUCUCCCAGAACCACCCUCGUCAACUUCCUCAUUGAAGAGUGACAGUUGGGCAUUCACCACUGCUUUUGCAACUGGAAAAUAGUUGUGAAAUCUAGUCAGUCACCAGUUCAGCACAGAGAGAGGCAAAAAGAGGUGAACGUAUUUUAUGUCAAAUGCAGGCUGUCUGAUAUUAACUGUCAGAACUCUAUGUAAAUAUGUCUAAAGACAUUUUAUUUAUGUUACCAGUUUUUAAUAAAAGAAUCUAU
This is a messenger RNA of Monopterus albus (swamp eel), 3234 nucleotides long. It is a transcript of the gene lars2, whose product is annotated as leucyl-tRNA synthetase 2, mitochondrial. Gene Ontology annotation, biological process: mitochondrial translation; leucyl-tRNA aminoacylation. The record is from RefSeq and is a predicted model, not a curated record. The transcript is spliced from 22 exons. Gene Ontology annotation, cellular component: mitochondrion. Lineage: Eukaryota; Metazoa; Chordata; Actinopteri; Synbranchiformes; Synbranchidae. Bases 317 to 3031 code for a protein of 904 amino acids. Gene Ontology annotation, molecular function: ATP binding; leucine-tRNA ligase activity; aminoacyl-tRNA deacylase activity.